AUCUAUCUAUGUGUCUAGCUGUCUAUCUCUCUCGCCGUGUCUGUAGCGCUCCGUUCCCGUUCAGGGUCAUUCGGUUCAUCCGGUGCUGAGCGCGAGCGACGAUGGCGACAUCACGGGCGGCUUCCUUGCUUCCGUUUUGCUCGUGACCAUUCGGAGGAUUCCUCAAAAGAAGAAGAAGAAGGGGGAAAAAACACAGGACGCAUUAUUACUGUGGAAUUAAAGUAGAGGGUUUAUAACGGAGCCCGGUACUGAGGAAGAAAAAAAAGAAGAAGGGAGGGACCCGUGUCGGAGUCGGAGUCGGUGUCGGAGUCGGUGUCGGUGCGCGCGCUCGCCGUGUUUCCUAACGACCCCCCCUCCCCGUGUCUGUGUGAGAGGCUGAGUCACCCCACCGCCGGAGCGCCCGAAGGGUCCCGCGAUCCGGGAGAGAGAGUGAGACGCGGGGAGGGACGCGGUGACAGAGCGAGAGAACGCUGAAGCGUAGAAAACAGGAGGAAAAGAAGAAAGAGAGAGAGAGAAAGGAAGCACGGUGGCAGGGGUGGGACGAGCGAGCCUGAGAGAAGAGGACGAGCACUGGGCUCCCCCCUGACCCCUGACCCCUGACCCCUGACCCCUGAACACCACCACCCCCCACCCCCGAGCUCGGAGUCAUCAUGAACGACCAGAACGUGGUGAAGGAAGGAUGGCUACAGAAGAGAGGAGAGUACAUAAAGAACUGGAGGCCGCGAUACUUCCUCUUGAAGACGGACGGUUCCUUCAUCGGCUACAAGGAGAAACCCCAAGAUGCAGACUUCGCCUACCCUCUCAACAACUUCUCUGUGGCCAAGUGUCAGCUGAUGAAGACGGAGCGGCCGAAGCCCAACACCUUCAUCAUCAGAUGUUUGCAGUGGACCACUGUGAUCGAGCGAACGUUCCACGUGGACACACCUGAGGAGAGGGACGAAUGGGUGGAAGCGAUCCAGAUGGUGGCGGACAAGCUGGCCAAGCAGGAGGAGGAAGGAAUCCUGUGCAGUCCCACCACCCAGAUCGAGAUCGUCAACGAGGAGGAGAUGGACACCUCCAUCAGCCACCAUAAACGAAAGACAAUGAACGACUUCGACUAUCUGAAGCUGCUGGGCAAAGGCACAUUUGGGAAGGUGAUCCUGGUGAAAGAGAAGGCCAGUGGAACUUAUUAUGCAAUGAAGAUCCUGAAGAAGGAGGUCAUUAUCGCCAAGGAUGAAGUGGCCCACACUCUGACUGAAAGCAGGGUAUUAAAAAACACUAGGCAUCCCUUUUUAACUUCUCUGAAGUAUUCCUUUCAGACCAAGGAUCGUCUCUGCUUCGUCAUGGAGUACGUCAACGGCGGAGAGCUGUUUUUUCAUUUGUCAAGAGAGCGCGUGUUUUCGGAAGACCGGACCCGUUUCUAUGGCUCCGAGAUCGUCUCUGCACUGGAUUAUUUGCACUCUGCUAAAAUUGUUUACCGCGAUCUUAAGCUGGAGAACCUGAUGCUGGACAAGGACGGCCACAUUAAGAUCACAGAUUUCGGCUUGUGUAAGGAGGGCAUCACCGACGCCGCCACCAUGAAGACGUUCUGCGGAACUCCGGAGUAUCUGGCGCCCGAGGUGCUGGAGGAUAACGAUUACGGACGAGCGGUGGACUGGUGGGGACUCGGAGUGGUCAUGUACGAGAUGAUGUGUGGACGCCUUCCCUUUUAUAAUCAGGUACGUUGGAGAGGAGGCUGUGAGAGACGUGACGCUGUUCUAGGCCAUGAGUCACUGAUCCAGGACCAUGAGAAGCUGUUUGAACUGAUUCUUAUGGAAGAAAUCAAAUUUCCCAGAACCCUCUCUGCUGAUGCCAAGUCUCUGCUCUCUGGCCUGCUCAUCAAAGACCCUAACAAAAGACUGGGAGGAGGUCCAGACGACGCCAAGGAGAUCAUGAGACACAGCUUCUUCUCCACGCUGGACUGGCAGGACGUUUAUGAUAAAAAGCUCAUCCCCCCGUUCAUGCCCCAGGUCUCGUCUGAGACAGACACCAGGUAUUUUGAUGAGGAGUUCACGGCUCAGACCAUCACCAUCACCCCUCCAGAGAAGUUUGAUGAGGAUGGCAUGGACUCUGCGGACAGCGAGAGGAGACCGCAUUUCCCACAAUUCUCGUAUUCAGCCAGUGGGCGGGAGUGAAGCUGGCUCCUCCUCCUCCUCCAGCGCCAGUGUUUUCAUCUGAGGCCAUUUAAGGAAAUUACGUAGCCAUGCUAGGAAAAGUCUGCACUCUUUCCCCUCCUCCUCCUCCUCCUCCUCCUCUUCCUCCUCCUGGUUUCUCUUUAAUUAUUUAAUGACUUUGGGAAGUUUUUAUUUUGUUUUUGUUGAUUUUUAUUUUUGAUGGUGGGGUAAAGGGGGGUUUUGCACAGAUGGGUUCGACUGAACCUGGUCAAAAAAAAAAAAAAAGAACAACAAAAAAAAAAGAAAGAAGAGUCUUGUACAUUUUCAGCGUUGUUGUUGUUUACAGCAGAUCAAGGAAAUUUUUUUUUUUUUUCCUGUCUCAGUGCAUUAAAUUAUGUCCAUCAGUAUUACCAUUGACGUUCAGCUCAUAGGUUUGUUUGGGAUUUUUUUUGUUUUGUGUGUGUGUGUGUGUGUGUGUGUGUGUUUUAAAGAGCCGUUCUGGGGAACAAAACCAAAAAUGUUGCCUUAUGUGUGCGGACAGACGGAAGAAUAGACAGAGAGACAGACGAAGAGAUGGACAGACAGACGGAAGGAAGGAUGGACAGACAGACAGACUGAAGGAAGGAAGGAUGUACAGACAGACAGACAGACAGACGGAAGGAAGGAUGGACAGACAGACAGACUGAAGGAAGGAAGGAUGUACAGACAGACAGACGGAAGGAAGGAUGGACAGAGAGACAGGGUUCUUGGCUCGCAAAACUUUUUUCUUUUUUCAUACGUUUGUGUUCCUGCGUCGCUCACUUUAACAUGUUCCAUCUCUCGCACUCUGUCACACUGCGGGGGAAAAACGUCUACGCUAGAAAAAACACUACGGUUUAUCCUUAUUAUUUUUGUUCAGAAGGAAAAGAUUUCAUUCACAGGAAACAAAACUGCCAGUUACAGUAACCUAAACCUCACUCAGGCGACAAAACUACUCAAACCGGAGAGAGGGGGGGAGAGAGAGAGAGAGGUGGAGAGAGAGAGAAAGAGACGGGGUGGAGAGGGAUGGAGAGAGGGAGGGAGGGAGAUGAAGAGUGAUGGAGAGAGAGAGAAAUAGAGUUGGAGAGAGAGAGGGAGAGGAAAAGGAAUGGAGAGAGAGAGAGGGAGGCAGAGAGAGGUGGAGAGAGGGAGAUGAAGAAGGAUGAGAAUUGGAAAGAGGGAUGGAGAGGGAUUGAGAGAGAGAAAUGGGGAAGAAGAGAGGAAGGAAGAGAGAGAGUUGUAGAGGGGGUGGAGAGUGAUGGGGAGAGAGAGAGAGAGGGAGAUGUGGAAAGGUUUGAGGUGGUUUUGCUGUUAAACACAGACUCAGUUACAGUAUAGACAGAAUGUCAGAGCGCUGAUCCGGGAUCAGUUUUUUACUGCAUUGCUCGAGGAACAACUUAAAUUCUCACCCACCAUUUCCCAUCUCGAGAAUCCUUAAAGUCCAGAACUCCGAACUGAACCAGGAAAAGCUGCCAGGAAUUUUCUUCAGUCUUAACCUUAACUCUAGGAGCCUCCGUUUCCUUUUAAAGUAAAUCCAGUAGGUUGUGCCUCUUAUUUCACAUUUUAUCUAAAAUCCUUCUGCAGCUCAAACCUGGAUGGAGCCUUGGUUCUUCCGGUGUUACAGGAUUAAGGGAUAUAAAAGAGGUUGAAGGCGGAGCUAAGGGUGAAGGGUGGAGACGAGGGUCUGUGUACGUUGCGUUUAUUCGUCCGGACGUCAGAAAAAAAAUCGGAGAAAAACAAGCGAUGAAAGAUUUUCACACUAAAACGUUAAAUGGAUUUUUUUUAUUUAAAUAUAAAAUCAAAAUAAAUUUUUUUUAUUGAAUUUAAAAAUCAAUCUAAAUAUAAUUUAAAAAAUAUAUAAUAUAAAUAUAAUUUUAAAAGAUAAUAAAUAUAAUUUAAAAAAUAAUAAUAAAUAUAAAUAUUGUUUUUAAAAAUAUUUAACUCAUUUUGAACUCCUAAGUGUUUCAUCAGAUGAAGUCUAGAAAUAAGAAAAAAAAAAGAAAAAUAUCAGCAAUUUCAGUGCUAUUCGUACAGAGUGUUAAAAAAUUUCACCAAACAGCUUUACAGGAAUAUAUUUCAGCACUGAAUGUUUUUCAGAAUUUUUUCCAUAAAACGUGAUAAAAAAAAAAAAAAAAAAAGCAUCAGUGAACAUGAAAAGAAAAUUCUGCGUGAUUAAACGAUUAAAUGAAAUUGUAGCAUCUGGAAAAUCCUGUGAAUUUAUUUAUUUCUUUUCUUCCUCCUUCCAUCUUCAGCAUUAGGCUUUGUUUAAAAAGUCGACAGUGACGGCCGUAUGAUCCUGAGACCGUCCGUUUAUUUUAACGCUGAAAUGAAUCUGGGAAAAAAAUAAUGAAAAAACACUGAUGGAAAAAUAAUAUGAGGAAUUUCCGUCGUAUUUUAUAUUACGUUUUUUAAAGCUGAAAAAAAAUGAAUCGAUCAUCUGAUUUGCAUAGAAUUGUCACAUUUUGAAAUUAUGAAAUAAAUAAAAAUAAAUAAAUAAAUAAGCGUGAUGUAUGCAGACCUGACAUAAUAGAUGAACAUUUUUGAUUAAAAUCUGCUGCAAAAAAAUAAAUAAACAAUUAUUUAAAUCCACUUCAAAAUGUCAUCUAAGGGUGUACAAACUUUUGCAUUCAACCGUGAAUAGGAUCUCGGAUACUCGAGGCACGGAUGAAAACCUGAUCCCGGAUCGGAGUGUCUCUGUUUAUCAGAGGUUUUUAUAUUCAUUCACAAAAGUAUUUAAUAAAAAACAAAAAGGGAAACAAGUACAACGGAAAUAAAUAGGAAUAUAAAUCAUAUUUAUAGAUAAUAUAUAAAAUAGAAUGAAUUAUAAUUAUGACAUUUUAUAUAUAUAUAUAAAAUCCAGGCAAAGGUGCUGGUGAUGGAUAAAUAGCUGAGGAAGCGUAUUGUGAUGAAACGUUCCAACACGGCUCUUUGUACAGAAACCUCACCGCACGCGAGCGCCGUUCCGCACCGAGGCUUUAUUCUGUAAAAACUCUAAUGAAACCGAGACUCAGCUCCUGACCAUCAACUACACAAGCUUCUCUUUUCACAACACAAAUAACUCUUACUCUAAUUGUGUUUAUUUUUUGUUGUUGUUGUUGUUGUUGUUGUUGACAUCGCUCAGUUCAGGUUAGCCGUAGAUCGCGACAUACUGUGUCCUCCAGAUUCUUCAGCACCUUUCUGAGAGUCCAGAUCUAUGGGGUUGUGGUCAUUUUACACAAAUGACUCAAAAUUUGUGCCCCUUCGGGGGUUUUAAUGCAACAAAACUCCAAAAGUCUGGAAAAGUUUUUUCUAAAGGCAAUUUUUUUUGCGUUCAAUGUCGAUUGCGUCACCCGAGGAGGGUGAAGAAGGCUAACGCGUGUUUCUUUUGAGACUUCGGAUAAGUGCGAAAGUUUGCGUCCCCCUUUUUUUAUGCCCAUUUUUUUUUUAUUACGACAUUGUUCGAUUUUAAGGACGCUCUUCUUCCAGAAUAAAAGUCCAAAAAAAAAAAAACCACGGAUUCCCAAAUUGUACAUUUUUCAGAUGGUAAUAACAGAGGAGAGAAUAUGUUUCCUUCUCUUUUUCUGAUUUUUAAAAAAAAUAAAAAAGUUGUUUUGAGACACUUGAAAUCGGUCACGUCGUUUCGGACCUCUCGCAGUGCAUCUGCCCUCUUCCGCAUACCUGAGAUCACAGAUGCUAACGAUCAGCUAGCACUGCUGAGAGAGAGAGAGAGAGAAUAGGCCCCUCCCAUCCGGACCGUAUGGAUCAUUUUGCUCCUUUUUGAUAUACGACAACAAUUACAUUUAUUUCAUCAAUUUUUGUUCACUUUUUAAUAAUAAUUCUGGAGGUCACCGGAUGACGUAAGGACGACGCAGCUAACCUGAAACCCCAGACGUUUCCCAAAAGCGCACUAUUCAAUAGGUCCAAAAGUAAUGGCACCCCUGCAUAAUCAGUGCGAAUUAACUUACAUUACGCACACGUGUACGAGUCAGUAUUGCACUAAUCCCACGCGGUUUCACGUUAACACGUGGCUAGAGAUCCACCUCUGGAUGCACUCGUCCAAUCCGACCUUAUAAACAGACUCGUAUCUUAUCGUCAGAAGACAAAACGAUGGCGUGAUUGAAACAAAAAACAUUACUGUAGAUUCUGUGAUAUUUAAGCCCCGCCUCUUUUCUAUCCGCACCAAUCAGAUGAAAGUUGUAAACGUUUUCUCUCCGUUUUGCUGAUUUCAAGGUCAAGGUUUUCUAAAUGUCGGUAUCACGAGACCCUUUUUUUCCCCCCUCAGUAUAUUUUUGUACCAGUCUUCUAAUUUUCGCUCACGCCGUCGUCACACUCCGUCUCUCCUCUCGGCGCAACGAAGGCUCCUUGUUUUUGAAAGCAAAGAAACGAAAGACGCGUUAAUGGAUUUCUUUUCGGUUCUUGGAUCUCAUUGUUAAGUUGUUCUGUUUGGAUUUGUUUGGUUUGUUUUUAAUACCAAAGCGACGCGGCAGGUUCACAGUGACGUCUCCUGCUUCGUUGCUGUUUGGUGAUAUUUAUUUUAAGUUAUAAUAAAAUGACGGAAAAACCAA
Messenger RNA from Hemibagrus wyckioides, 6694 nucleotides. RefSeq names its product v-akt murine thymoma viral oncogene homolog 3b (gene akt3b). Gene Ontology annotation, molecular function: ATP binding; protein serine/threonine kinase activity. Gene Ontology annotation, biological process: protein phosphorylation. NCBI's taxonomy places the organism in Eukaryota, Metazoa, Chordata, Actinopteri, Siluriformes, Bagridae. The coding region runs from base 651 to 2153 and encodes 500 amino acids. The record is from RefSeq and is a predicted model, not a curated record. The transcript is spliced from 15 exons.